Molecule: messenger RNA, 831 nt
Organism: Rotaria sp. Silwood1
Lineage: Eukaryota; Metazoa; Rotifera; Eurotatoria; Philodinida; Philodinidae
Source: the annotation of a GenBank genome assembly
AUGAAAGUUGAUGAGAACGUUCAUCGAGAAGCAGAAAAAUGGCGUUGGAUAAUCAAACACUCAUGGGAAGGCCGGGACCUUGAUUGGCUUAUAAAUGAAAUUCAAAUUGAUUUUAUUGAUAUUGAUUUUAAGGAAUCACAAGACUUCGAACGAAUAAAACAAUUUUUUGAUCAAGCUAUGAAAGAAAUGGACCCUAUUUAUUUGAUUAAAGCUUAUACAGCUGAAACUGAUUUUUAUAAGCAUCUUAAUAAACAACUAGCAAUAAUUGGUGGUAAUUUUAAAAGCGCUAAUGGUAAUGUUAAUCGUUGUGGAAUGAAAUGUUACUUGCAAAUUUUGUUUACGCAUCGCGACUUCGAUCGAAUGGCUUAUAUUGGUGAAUGUUAUCGAGGUAUGACAGUCGUCAAGUAUGACUUAGACCAAUAUGAAGUUGGAUCACAGAUAAUGAACAAAUCGUUUUUAUCAACAUCUUCCGAUUAUUCAGUCGCCAUGAAAUUUGCAUUAAAACGUGGUGACCAUAACCAACAGAAAUAUACUGCACUUUGUACUUACAAAAUACAUACUAUUCGUACCGCAUUAAGUAUAAUGGAAGUAUCUAAAUAUCCAAACGAAAAAGAAGUUCUUGUAAUGCCUUAUACAGCAUUUCGAGUUACAUCAAUUAGAAAACAAGCAACAAAUCAAAAUGAUCAGCCGGACUUUUUCAUUGGCCUUGAAGAAAGUAUAUCAACAAGUCAACAGAUUGAUCAACACCGAAAUGUAAAUACUGUGAAGCCAUGUACAUUUCGUAAAAAGUUCAUGCUAAAGUUCAACAAAUGGUUAGGCAAUGAAAGUUAG